GGUCACAUGGGCUCCUUUGGGUCAGGACUUGGACCUCACGGCCAUGCGACUCCUCGGCCUUCAUCGGUGGGGGCACUCAACCAGCUUGGCCAGCCUCGCCUGAAGCGCAAUGGAGAGCUCUACAAGACCAAGAACUACGUCUACAACCGAGCCUUGUACGAGCAGAAGAUGGCUAAUGAGUCACCAGAGCAGCGAGCCAAGAGACUAGAAUAUGCACGGCAAAGGUACCACAGGAUCAAGGAUACGCUCACCCCUGAGGAGCUGAUGCGGCGCAACCAGCGCGCCAAGGAGCGGUAUCACCGCAUGACGGCAACAGAGACACCCGAAGAGCGGCAUAGACGAAAAUGGCUGCAGCAUGGUUUUUAUUAUUCUGAUUCAUUCAUUAGGAGUAAUUAA
Hyalella azteca is the source of this 396-nucleotide messenger RNA. RefSeq lists its product as uncharacterized. Lineage: Eukaryota; Metazoa; Arthropoda; Malacostraca; Amphipoda; Hyalellidae. The record is from RefSeq and is a predicted model, not a curated record. The transcript has 4 exons. Bases 7 to 396 code for a protein of 129 amino acids.